Messenger RNA from Aspergillus terreus NIH2624, 1332 nucleotides. It is a transcript of the gene pex13, whose product is annotated as peroxin PEX13. Gene Ontology annotation, cellular component: peroxisomal importomer complex; peroxisomal membrane; peroxisome. The record is from RefSeq and is a predicted model, not a curated record. Gene Ontology annotation, biological process: protein import into peroxisome matrix, docking. Bases 1 to 1332 code for a protein of 443 amino acids. Gene Ontology annotation, molecular function: protein binding. Lineage: Eukaryota; Fungi; Ascomycota; Eurotiomycetes; Eurotiales; Aspergillaceae. The transcript has 3 exons.
AUGGCGUCGGUAUCGCCACCCAAACCGUGGGAGAGGGCUGGCGCUUCGGCCGGUGGAACCUCAUUAGCAGCCUCAUCCGCCGCUAGCCCGGCCGCUCCCACGACCAUGUCCGCAACCACAAACUCUUCGUCGGCUCCGACCGCGACGGCCUCCUCCUCCGCUCCCGAUCUCCCCUCUCGCCCCAACGCUCUCAACUCCGUCGUCAACCGGACCGCCUCCAACUAUUCGCCAUACGGGGCCUCCCGCUUCGGCACGAGUCCCUACGGGGGCUACGGCGGCUACUCGUCGCCCUACUCCCGCUUCGGCACGAUGGGCGGGAUGGGCUCGAUGUACGGGGGCUACGGUGGCUAUGGUGGCAUGUACGGUGGGAUGGGAGGCAUGGGAGGCAUGUACGGCGGUAUGCCGGGCGAUCCCAAUGAUCCCAACAGUUUGACGAAUUCCUUCGGUCAGAGUACCCAGGCCACCUUUCAGAUGAUCGAGAGUAUCGUCGGUGCGUUUGGCGGGUUCGCUCAGAUGCUGGAGAGUACCUAUAUGGCGACGCAUAGCUCCUUUUUCGCUAUGGUCUCGGUCGCAGAGCAGUUUGGAAAUCUGCGCAACACGCUGGGCUCCGCUCUCGGCAUUUUCACAAUCAUCCGAUGGUUCAGGACGUUAAUCGCCAAGAUUACCGGACGUCCUCCUCCCGCUGAUGCGACCGCCCUCACUCCCUCGGCCUUUGCCGCGUUUAUGAACGGUCGGUCCUCGCCGGCCACCCUCCCAGACGGCUCUCCGGCGCCCCCCAAGCCGUCGAAGAAGCCGUUCUUCAUGUUUCUGAUCGCCGUCUUUGGCCUUCCCUACUUGAUGGGUAAGCUCAUCAAGGCGCUUGCCCGCUCGCAGGAGGAGCAGCGCAAACAGCUCAUGCUGGGACCGAACGGCGAGCCCCUGCAAGGCCAGAACGCGCCACUGGAUCCCUCCAAGCUCGAUUUUUGCCGCGUGCUGUAUGACUACUCGCCCGAGUCGCAGGAGAGUGCCGGCAUCGAUCUGGCGGUGAAGAAGGGCGACAUCGUUGCCGUGCUGAGCAAAUGCGAUCCGAUGGGCAACGCCUCGGAAUGGUGGCGGUGUCGCGCCCGCGACGGCCGUGUCGGAUACCUUCCCGGACCGUACCUCGAAACGAUCCAACGCAAGCCCCAGCAAGCGGCCAUCACGGCAGGCAGCCAACCGGCCAGCCGCAGCAACAGCCUGAAGGCGACGGUUGCCGAUGCGGCGCCCGCCGAUGAUGCCAAGAAGCCCCAGCUCAGUGGUAAGAUGGGAGACAUCUCUCCCGAGAGCUUCCAGAAGAGCGCCUUUUACACCUGA